Molecule: messenger RNA, 9478 nt
Organism: Dromaius novaehollandiae (emu)
Lineage: Eukaryota; Metazoa; Chordata; Aves; Casuariiformes; Dromaiidae
Gene: ZNF407
Product: zinc finger protein 407
Exons: 9
Coding region: 176-5716 (1846 amino acids)
Biological process (GO): positive regulation of transcription by RNA polymerase II
Cellular component (GO): nucleus
Molecular function (GO): nucleic acid binding; zinc ion binding
Source: RefSeq, a predicted model, not a curated record
UCGCCCGCCUCCUCCCCCUCCCCCCCAGGGCUGCGCGCCUCGUUCUGAGAGUGACGCAAAACGGCGAAUCUACGGCGCGCCACUUGUGACCAAGAUCAUCACAAGCGGAGGCGGACGGCUCCCCCCGCGCGGUACUAAGCCAGAUGAUCUACAAUUGGUAAUAUCCUUGUUAGGAAUGGAUGGGGAGGAUAAUCAGAAGAGAGAUGAUGUUGAUGAGAGUUCGCAAACUGCAUUAACAAAAGACUCCCUCAUAAAUGCAUCAGGAAAAAAUGCUGAAUGUGACCCUUCAUCUCAGCAGAAAACAAGGCCCGUAUCAGAUGAAGCGUUCAGAGACCUUGAAAAGAAAAGAGAAGAGAAUGACACAAAAAAAAGGGCAUUGUCAGAAUCUUCAAACUCUGACAUUGUUGAAGCAGAUAGACCUGAAAAUGUCUCCAGAAAAAGAAAGCUGAGUUCUUCGGAAUACAUGAAAGAUAGUGAAAGGAAACUGUCGAAAGUCCUACUUGGAGAAGCAGUUAGUAUAGUAGAUGGAGCUAUAAAGAAGGAAGGAGUCACCAGCUGUCUUGGUAAUGACAUAUUUAAUUCAAAUUUGAUGUGCCCACACUGUGAUUUCAAAUGUGCUGAUGGUGCCAUAUUGAAGAUUCACUGGGAAAAUAAACAUUCACAAGAGGUUCCAGCUGCUGUUCCUGAAAACAUACCUUCAGAAGAAAUCAGUGUUAGCUAUUUGGUUGGAAACAUAGGCAAUGAUCUUAAAGGCAAAAUGUGUAAUCAGCUUUCCCCCUCCUGCUCUGAUACAGGAAAACAUAUAAGAGAAAGCCACUCUAGACAACCCAAAGAGCAAACAUGCCCUCACUGUGCAGAACGUGGCUCAGCAGUACACACGCAUGUUAAACAAGAUCACAAGCAAUCCAAGAUAUUUUGUUGUGAUCUUUGUGGUUUUCAGAGUGUUGAGCAAAAUCUCCUAAACUCUCACUUCCUUGGCAAGACACGCCUUCGACGGCAAAACCUUGCUGCACAGGGAGGAUCUGUACAGAUACUGACAAAAAAAUCCUUUAAUAAACAACAGUCUACUGCAAUCAAAGAGAGGAGUGUGAGAACAAAACCUGGGACCAGUAAAUUAAGGACAAGGACUUCUGAUAAAAAAGAACUAAGCAAUGUUUGCAGUACACUGAAAGGCUCAAAAGUAAGCUUGUCUAAACAAAACGAUGGCACUGCACUUGUUGAAAUGAUACCAUCCAUAAAUAUUUCCACUGAAAAGCCAGCUACUAUGACAAAGGAAAUGUUACUUUCUUCCAGUGUUGAAGAAAAUCAUGAAGUCCCUACUGGAAAGCUAGAAAUACCAGGACCCUCGAAAGGCAUCUUGCCUAAAUUGGAACACCCUCCAAUGACCAAAAAGCUAGUUAGCAGUUUAAAAAUGACAGGGAGAUUUGAUAGACUAGAACAUAAAAGAAACGUUGUAUUGCUAAGGACUUCAUUUGGGCAAAAUAGUUCUUUUAGAUUAAAAAGGCAGGUUAAAAGAAGAUAUAAUUUGUUGUGUAGUGGUAAGAAAGGCAAGUCUGAUCCUCAGAGAGUCCACGUGAAGCGUAUCUCCAGCGCACUGCUUAAAUCUGGUGAUUCAAGACCUACACUGCAUACAGAAUUAGAAACGCAUGAUAAAAAUCAAUAUGAAGCUACUACAAAAAUUCAAGAUCUUACUCUAGAUAGGUCAAAUACACUUUCUUCCAGCACUACAGACAUUAAAGAUUCUCAAAUUAAACUUACUGCUGAUCAUAGUGUUCAUCAUACUUGCAGUUAUUGUGGUAAAGUUUUUCAGACCAGAAAAAGUCUGGAAGCUCAUGUUGUAAAGCUUCAUAGAAAUAGGAUCCAGUUUCAUUGUCAGACAUGUAGUUAUUCCUCUAUAGUCAACGAAGACGUGAAGCAGCACUGUCAGAACAGUAAACACCAGAUGGGAGCUUGCAGCUUUAAUUGUCAACUUUGUUCAUUUACUUGCUUGAAUGUGAUCAACCUUCAAAGCCAUAUGAGUGAAGAGCAUAAUAUGUCUCAUAGUUGUCCAGCUUGCCUUCUCUUUUUUCUAGCGGAAGAAGAGCUGGUAAAUCAUCAAACAAAUGAGAAACACGAUCAGCAAGCUACUCCAUUGAGUAACAGUGAUCUGACCUUGCAAGUGGUAACUUAUGCUGCCUUAGAAUCGAACAAUAGUCAAAAACUUGCAAAGGAUAUGGAAUUGUCAAUGAAAGAAAAAAACCCAGACUCCUCCUUAGUAAAUCAUAGAAAUGAACUGAAGCAUUCUGUUCUGAAUAAAACCCAAUUUCAGUGUAAAAAGUGUUUUUAUAAGACAAGAUCUUCCACGGUUCUUACAAGGCACAUAAAACUCCGACAUGCACAGGAAUAUCACUUCCUUUGCAAAGCAUGUAAUCUUUACUCACUGAGUAAGGAAGGAAUGGAGAAGCAUAUCAAAAGAAGCAAGCACCUUGAAAAUGCCAGGAAAAAUAAUAUUGGAUUACGUUUUGAGGAAUGUAUUGAAAAGGUCUGUGUUGGUGUUGGUGGUAUUAAAACAGUGAUGGAGCCUUCCAUUUCUGGGAGUGUGAAUACUGACUUAGAUAAAGAAAUUAUACAUGUCUCAUCCUCUACUGUGGAAAACAUGUCAAGAAAUAAGGAAUUGGUUCCAGAUGAUGAAAGAAUUGGUGAAAAUGAAUUGAUUUUAGCUAAUGCACCAAGAAGAGGGAGACCUAAAGGCACUAUUUCUAGGACAUGUACUCACUGUGGUCUUUUGGCCUCCAGUGUUACAAAUUUGACUGUUCACAUCAGACGAAAGCACAGUCAUCAAUACAGCUAUUUGUGUAAGGUUUGCAAUUAUUAUACUGUAACCAAAGGAGAUAUGGAACGUCACUGUGCCACCAAAAAACACAGAAGUCGUGUUGAAAUAGAAGGACAUGGAAAACAGAACUCAGAGAUCAUUGUUAGUCCUGAAGGAGGUAAUUUUGAAUCCGUAAGCAAGAAGGUUAAUAGCCCCACGACUGUUUUGUAUGAACAUGUUGAGGAUGGUAGCCAGUCAUCAGAUUUGGAAAAUUCUGUCUUAGAAAAUCAAGCAGUUGACCAAGGAAACUCUGAGAUAAAAGCCGAAAAUGCCCAUCGGCUGCCAGAUCUGGAACAUACUCAAAAUUCUUUAAAUAUAAAACAACGUAUAGUUUUGGAAUCAGCUAGGGUUACCCAAGAUGGUGACCCGUGCUUCCAGAGAAGAGCAAUGGGUGCAAAUGACAAGAAGUGCAUACACUGCAACUUCAUUGCUCAUUCUUCUUCUUCUUUAGAGCUGCACAUAAAACGAAAGCAUACAAAACAAUUUGAAUACUACUGUAUGGCAUGUGACUACUAUGCUGUUACUCACAGAGAGAUGAUUCGGCAUGCAGCGACAGAGAAGCAUAAAAUUAGGAGAGAAACCUAUGUUUAUUCUUCCUCUGGGGAGGAAGCAGACACAGCAAAUAUCACUAAAGAAGCCACUGCUUUGUCUCAAGAGGAGCGUCAUCGUGGUCCAGGAGAACUAGAAACUGUUUUAAGUGAAAUAAAAUAUGCCAAAGAUGCAGCAGAGGGUGAUCAUAUGAGUAAAAGCUUAACCGACUGUUCUGUCUUAGAUGAAGAUGCAUCUCCAGAAAUGCCUGAAGAAGGCAGUUCCCAGAAUACAAUAGAAGCUGAACUCGUAGAGGAAUCUAAAAAUGGAGGCAAAAAUCAUUUUUGUGAAGCAUUCCAACAAGCUCCUCAAAAAGACAAAGUUGUUAAACUUGUUCAGGAGGUAUCAGUUAAAGAAGCAGGUACUUGUGAUCUUCAGAAAAGUGGGCAUGGUCAGGAGGUGCUCAACUCGGAUAACCGUUGCACUGCAGAAAAUCAAAAUAGAUCAAGUGACACAAACGUGAAUUCAGGAAAAGGUGAGGAAAGCUUGGAAUCAAAUAGAGAAAACCCUGAAGUAGAAUGUAGAAACACAGAUGUCCUCGAAGAAAUAUCCCUAAAAGAAAAUAAUCCACUUAGGCUAACUCUUCCGGAAAGGAGUAGUACAGUAGAGCAAUCAAAUUUUGCUGAAAACAUUGGGGAAACGGUACAAAAUAUACGUAAUUUAGAGGAUGACAGAAGUUUUGAAGAGGAUCCUACUGGGGAGGAGGAAGAAGCCCUUAUGGAAGCACAACAUGAAGCAGAAGUAACUAUAAAUAACAAUGUCUGGGAGGCAGAUGGCUCAACAGCUGAGGGCAUGCAAGAAAGUAGUAAUGAGGCUUUGGGAACAGUUAUCAAUGCUGAUGAUAAAGGAAAGAUGAUGCAGAAUUUUGGCAAGUUUGAUUCUUCUAUAGUAAGAUUAAAAAGCCAUCAAGAUGGAGAGACUGCUGACCAUUCUGAUGAAGGGCAGAUACCAGGUGGAGUGAAAGCUAGUGAGCUCACUGUGAAAGCAGACACGUCACCAAGCGGUGUGAAAAAGAAGAAAUCAGAAGGAAUUUCCCUUGGGGAAUCGACACGUAUUCGCUGUGAUGACUGUGGUUUUCUAGCAGAUGGUUUGAGCGGACUAAAUGUUCACAUAGCCAUGAAACAUCCUUCAAAAGAAAAACAUUUUCAUUGUUUACUUUGCGGAAAAUCAUUUUACACAGAAAGCAACCUUCACCAGCACUUGGCCAGUGCUGGGCACAUGCGAAAUGAGCAGGCAAGUGUGGAGGAGCUGCCAGAAGGAGGCGCUACCUUUAAAUGUGUUAAGUGCACGGAGCCCUUUGAUUCAGAGCAGAACUUGUUCCUCCAUAUCAAAGAGCAACACGAAGAACUGUUGCGGGAAGUGAACAAGUACAUUGUGGAAGACACGGAGCAAAUAAACAGAGAGAGGGAAGAGAAUCAAGGCAACGUCUGCAAGUAUUGUGGGAAGAUGUGUAGAAGUAGCAAUUCCAUGGCCUUCCUAGCUCACAUUCGUACCCAUACAGGAUCAAAGCCAUUCAAGUGCAAGAUAUGCCACUUUGCAACAGCUCAGCUCGGAGAUGCCAGAAACCAUGUCAAGAGGCACCUUGGGAUGAGGGAAUACAAGUGUCAUGUCUGUGGGGUGGCCUUUGUGAUGAAGAAACAUUUGAAUACUCAUUUACUGGGCAAGCAUGGAGUUGGCACACCAAAAGAAAGGAAAUUUGCAUGCCACCUGUGCGACCGGAGCUUCACAGAGAAGUGGGCACUGAACAACCAUAUGAAGCUGCACACGGGCGAGAAGCCAUUUAAGUGUACCUGGCCUACCUGCCAUUACUCCUUCCUCACCGCUUCUGCCAUGAAAGACCACUUUAGGACGCAUACAGGCGAGAAGUCGUUCCUGUGUGACCUUUGUGGCUUUGCCGGCGGGACACGUCAUGCCCUCACCAAGCAUCGGAGGCAGCACACAGGAGAGAAACCGUUCAAAUGUGAUGAGUGUAACUUCGCUUCCACAACACAAUCGCAUCUGACACGACAUAAGCGUGUCCAUACUGGAGAAAAGCCUUACAGAUGUCCCUGGUGUGACUACAGGUCCAACUGUGCUGAAAAUAUCCGUAAACACAUCUUACAUACAGGAAAGCAUGAAGGAGUAAAAAUGUAUAACUGUCCUAAAUGUGAUUAUGGAACCAACAUCCCAGUGGAGUUUCGUAACCACUUGAAAGAACUACACCCAGACAUUGAAAAUCCUGAUCUGGCAUACCUGCAUGCCGGAAGAAACACUACUAAAGCAGGACCUAGGUGGUAAUUGUGCAUUCACCUCAGACGUUAAACUGAAGGCUUUUUCAUUUCUUCUUUUCCAUCCAUUUCUGCCUGCUGGACACCUGAGAGUUAAAGAUUUUACAGAAGAUUUUUAGAGGAAUGAGAGAAUAACUCCAGAGCCCUGGCUAACAUUUCUUAUCAAACUAAGAUUUGUUCUAUGUCUGGUUCAUGGUUACUGAUUGCAUAUUGGUCAUUGCCUAUACCCACAGAGAAUCCACAAUAUGAUACAGAACUCUUAAGGAUGAUAGGAAUAUGAAAGUGUCAUAAAAAAUCAAUUUUUUAACUAAAACUUAUUUCUCUUCCUUUUGUGUUCUAAUAUUGCUUUGUAACAGGAAAGCCAUCCCCCUUGCUUCUUUGAGCAGAAUAGAAAUAGAAGACUAGUCAGAAACUCCUUUGCGGCAGCUCAGCAAGAUCAGAGCUGUAGGUUAUCUUUAAGGUGUGGCUGGGAGUAAGAUUCAAGCCUCUUUCUCAUCUGUGAAAUGGAAAUUAUCAGUUGGAUUUCUAAUGCAGAGUUAAUACUCUUUGAAGUAAUACUAAUAUCUGUUCAGCUUUCUUUGGCUAUUAAUAUACUGCUUUAUGGGGUCAAUGGCAGCAAAGAGCUUGAAGAAGCUGCAUUUCUAGGGAAAAAGCCUUGGAAGGUGGGUGAGGGAACAAGUUAGAUUCUGCAUGAGUGAGAGUGAUACUGCAGUUGACAGGUGAUAGCCCUUUCUAUUUUGCAUCUUUGAAAUCCUUUAUAAUGUGAGGAAUUAAUAUAUGGAAAUGCUACAAAGCCAGGUCUGCAGAGUUUCUUUCCCCUUUUGCUAUAGACUCCAUCUCAGAAGGAGAUGUUUUAUUAUGCAACUCUAUUCUUUAUAGACCUCAAGAAGUAUCAUUAUAUGUUUUAAAACAAUGGCAAUUGAGAGAAUAUUUCUGUCUUUAGUAUCGAAUGUGUCCUGCACUGUUUUUCUCAGUGCUUUGUCUGCUUUGGAGCAGCAUCACUUCGUAGUGAUAAUUUUGGUUUGAACUAAAUGUUCUUCAUUUAGGAGCUGUUGUCUUACAGACAUUAUGAUAUCAUUAUGAUGCAUUAUUUAUGUCCAAAGAGAAUAAUAUCUAUGGCGUGACAACCCCAUUAUUCCAAUAGCUGCAGAGACCAUGGCAUCUCGCUGUGCGUGUAGUACUCUCGUGUGGAUACUAAAGUGGCAGUGAGGCAAAAAGCUCUUCAGAGGGAAGAGGAACAGUUUGCUCAUUAUUAUUUUCUUGAUCAUGUUGAAAGUUAUGUGAUGAUACUGUAGUGCUGGAGCACUAUUUGGCUCUGAUAUAAAAAUUGGGAGUCACACUGUGGAUGACUGUUUCAAAACUCAUAGGGAUGUCAAGUGGUAGGAGUACCAGCACUGUUUUUGUCCUAAGGAAGUCGUCUUUUUCUGCUACCAUUAUCUUGUCUGUGCUAAUCCUGGGACUGGGACUUCUGACUGCAGUGUCUCUGAUGUUGACAGAUGUUGCAUUGUUUUUGAACUUGGUUAUCAGUAGUUCCUCCAUGAUUCUUAAAUGGGAUGGAUGGCUGGAAGCAAGGUAGCAGCAAAGAUUUUGUCUAUAUCAUUAUUUCUGUGCACUGUUCAGAAGUGAACAGGAUCUCCAGGACUGAGUGCCGCUGUAGGAAGUUGGAAGAAUCCCAUUUUUGCUGUGCCACUAAUUUGUGUUGGGCUUGAUCUGUGUCUGAAUUUCCCCAUGUGCAAAAUCAGUGCAAUGUCUAUACAGUUCAAGGCAAAAAUCAUUUGCUUAAAAACAGUUUCACAACAGUCAGCUAUUUGAUUAAGGAACUACGUAAGACAUUCAACAGAAAAUUCUGAGGUGUUUUAUUAACUUAGAAUUAGCAGUCCUGAACUCUUUCUUGCAGCUCUGUCCUUUAAAAAAAAAAGAAAAAGAGAGGGAGAGAAGAAAAAAGAAAAUCAGGGAAGGCAGAACAAAUUAAUCAUGUUGUUUGAUAAGGGUUAGUCCACUCUUUCUUUGAAAGUGAUACUGUGCUUCUGUUGUGCCAAAGUUACGCAGCAUGCUCUGAGAGCAUCUGCCACGCUGGGCCCUGCAAGUAGGAGCAGGAGAGGAUUGUUUAUUUUUGUAGGUCCUGGGAGAAGUACAAGUGUAAGCUGCUUCCUCCAGCUGCACAGCCAUCUUUCUGGGUAUGCCUGGAAGUAGAGCUUUGUGUGCCUGUGCCUCCAUGAAAAUGGAGGUGCCUCGUUAAUUAUAGGUGCCCCUGGGGUUGGGCAUCCGUUGAACAAAGAUUGUGACGAUUGUGUUUUGGCAGUUAGCUGCCGAUGUGGUGAUUGAAUGCUUAGUCCUUAUGAGGAAUUACAUAAUUCAUGACCAAAAUGAUAGAUAGGUACAUGAUUAUAGUGUAUGAGUUGCUUCACAGGGAGAAAAUAUCAGAUGUGAGCAACUCUUAAUCUAGCUGAGAAAAGCCUCGGAAAAAUCAGCUACUGAAAGUGUAGUCAGACAAAUUGCAAUGAGAAAUAAGGUGUGUACAUUUAAAUAUGAGGUCAGUUGAUCCCUGGCAUCAACGACCAGAAGAAAUUGUGCCUGUUCCACUCCUUUGAGUCUCCAGAAAACUGGAUGUCUUUCUGGAAGAUAGGCUUUAAGAGGGCUCAAGGUUGCUGGGCUCACUGUGAAACUAAUUAAGUGAAAUUUAAAGGGCUUUGAUAUACUGGGAGUCAGACUAGUAUCUAAUGGUCAUUUCUGGUCUUAAAUCUCAAGACAUUCUCAAUCUAAAGCCUCUUGGUGCAAGGGUCGUGUUUGCGAAUCUGAAGUAUUGUGAUAGUAGAGGGUAGUUCAGGAGACACAUAAGUCCCCUGAAGUGCUCUUUCUCUUUCAGAUGACAGUCCCAUUAAAAGUACCAUCGGCGCUAAAUUCUUACCCUCUUUGAGCCUGAAGUACCUGUGCCUGACCAGAGAUAUACUUGCCUAAAAUAAUUUUGUUUCUAGUAUGUAGUUAAAUCCUCCAUAAAACACAUAGGAACAUUCAUUUGACCGAAAAAAAAAAAAAAAGGUGUUAGAAGAAUCCUAUUGAAAUGCUGAAAUGCUGCUCUCUUGGUUGACAGUUUUCUUACUGUUUUAUUGACUCCUGAGCUGGGAAGUUGAUGAAAAGGCUGAUCAAUGAAUCAGCUGCUCAGGAGGUCAGGCUGGUUCCUGCGCUUUGCUUUUUGUGGCUUAGGGGAACAAGAGUUGGGGGAUACUUCAGUUCUUUCUGGAGAGCAGUGAAAACAAGGAAACUUUACAGCAAAGUCUUUUUAAUACCUAAGUUUGGGAAAUAUUUCUCCAAACUUUUUGGAGUGUACUUUCCAAAAGGCUAUGCUCUGCACACAUUCCUCUUUCUGUUUCUUUAGCUUUUGAGAAACAAGGUUAUGCUGGCAAACCGCGGUGUGAUUACAUCAUCAACAAGGGACAAAAUCGUGAUGCUAUCAGUUGUAGCAGUUGCAAUAUUCAUGAAUGGAAUUCUGAAAGUUCAAAUAGUUAAGUCCAAAUAAAAUUAUGAUUCUUAUCCCACUUGACAGCUACAUUUAUCAAAUUAUUAAGAGAAAAAAUUGAUUGCUAAAAGUUAUGGUGUGAUCUAUUAUGUGAUUUUAUCAAGGUAUUACUGUAUUACCAAGUGGAAACUGUAGACUUACUCAGAAUGUGAAUUGAACACAGAUAACUUGAUAAUUACUGGUAUACUAGUGCUUUUCUGUUCUUAAAAUUUUCAUUUUUUUCUUGUCUUUUUUCUCUUAUAUCUUUUCUCUGAC